Messenger RNA from Serpula lacrymans var. lacrymans S7.9, 198 nucleotides. RefSeq lists its product as uncharacterized. The coding region runs from base 1 to 198 and encodes 65 amino acids. NCBI's taxonomy places the organism in Eukaryota, Fungi, Basidiomycota, Agaricomycetes, Boletales, Serpulaceae. The record is from RefSeq and is a predicted model, not a curated record. The transcript has 2 exons.
AUGUCCAGAGCAAAGAAACAACGGGCCUCUGGGCCAACCCUAGCCCCAAUCGCAAAACGACUACUGUCCACUAGGAUGAACCCCAAUGUUCAGCCUGACCAAGGAGCAUCUGGCAACGUAAUGGAUGUAGAAGAAGAUAGUAGUGCCGGCCCUCGAGAUAGCAGUGACAAUAAGGGGGGCGAUGACAAAACCGGAUAA